Molecule: messenger RNA, 4738 nt
Organism: Mugil cephalus (flathead mullet)
Lineage: Eukaryota; Metazoa; Chordata; Actinopteri; Mugiliformes; Mugilidae
Product: aryl hydrocarbon receptor nuclear translocator-like protein 2
Exons: 17
Coding region: 649-2625 (658 amino acids)
Biological process (GO): regulation of transcription by RNA polymerase II
Cellular component (GO): aryl hydrocarbon receptor complex; cytoplasm; nucleus
Molecular function (GO): protein dimerization activity; DNA-binding transcription factor activity, RNA polymerase II-specific; RNA polymerase II cis-regulatory region sequence-specific DNA binding
Source: RefSeq, a predicted model, not a curated record
GGUCCGAGAAACAAUGACAGAGUGGGAGAUCUUUCCGAUCGCCGCUCCGUUUCGAGUAAAGCGAGAGACUAGUGAUGUCAUUGCGGUGACGUGCUGGCGGUGCCUUUUCAGGUCACCAAGGCGAGCGCUGCACCCAGAGGAAGUGUCGUUUCUUCUGGGUUUCUUUGAUAUGGCGUGACUAAAAAAAAAGAAAAAAGAUAAAGAUUUAUUAGUCCCAUUGUACUGCACGCGACGCACAUUAUACUACGUAGGCAUAUUUCCUGCUAGAUAGUCAGCGUCAACGAGGUUUCUGAUGAGAAUUUCAACUUAGUGCGGAGUCUAGUUCUCGGAUUCCGCAAAUGCACCACAAAUGGUAAUAACGCUGAGUGGCAUUCCGCCAUCUGUCUUCAGGCAGAAAGCUACAUGGGAUGCUGAUUCAUGACUCGGGCCAGCUGAAAUGAAUGUAUUGCAGCCACUCUGCGUUAGUCAGUUGUGCAAGGGCAUGAAUGAACCAACAGCCGAUAAAGGAGGAGGCAAGUGUGAACUCUUCCCUCUUUCCUUUAUUUUCUAAAGGACGUGGGGUGUUCCAUUCUCACGUGCCCCCCCAACCCUCCCCGCCUCCUUUGAAAAAAAAAAAAAAUACGGGAGGAGGAGGAGGGUGGAAAAAAAAUGAAGUCAAUUAUACAGGCAGGCUCUCCGAAGUUCCCUCCUCUCCCCUGUAAUACUACUACAGCUGGUGGCUCCACAUGCGCCCCGGCGCUCCGCAGCCUUCUACCGGCACACCGGCUCCAGUCCAUCGGCAUGUCGGCAGUUGGCUCUGACGGGACGGCGGACCGGCCGGCAGAUGCUGCUGCAGAGGAAGACAAGCCAAGCCAAACAGGCUCCUUGUUGCCAGCUGUCGAGCUGCCAAGGAAACGAAAGGGAGACGUGGAGGAGAGGUCAGACACCCUAGUACGGCAAAGCCCCAACUUCCAAAUGGAGGAUGACCUCAGCAGGUCUGAAGGAGAAGAUCAGCAAGUCAAAAUGAAAUGCUUCAGGGAGCCUCACCGGCAGAUUGAAAAGCGACGCAGGGACAAAAUGAACACCCUCAUUGAUGAGCUGUCUGCCAUGAUCCCUGCCUGCCAGCCGAUGGCUCGGAAACUUGACAAACUGACUGUGCUCCGAAAGGCGGUUCAACACCUGAAAACCCUUAAAGCCGGGACGGGCAGCGCCUUCACAGACAUCGACUGCAAGCCUUCCAUCCUGCCUCAGGAUGACAUCAAACACCUCCUCCUCAGGGCUGCAGAAGGUUUCCUGUUGGUUGUUAGUUGUGACCGGGCGAAAAUCCUGUUCAUCUCAGAGUCGGUCUCCAAGAUCCUCAACUUUAGCCGGAUGGAGCUGACUGGUCAGAGCUUGUUUGACUUCAUCCACCCCAAAGACAUCAACAAGGUGAAGGAACAGCUGUCGUCGUCGGAGGUGUACCCACGUCAGCGCCUCAUCGAUGCAGCAACUGGGGUUCAGGUCCAGGUGGACACACCCGUGAGGGCGUCCCACUUGUCCACGGGAGCGCGACGGUCCUUCUUCUGCCGCAUGAAGCACAGUCGAGUGGCAGGGAAGCACGAAGACAAACACUCACUGCCCGGCACUUCCAAAAAGAAAGACGCUUACAGAUACUGUACCCUCCACUGCACUGGAUACAUGCGCAGCUGGCCGAGCAGCCAGCUGGAGACGGACGAAGAGACCGAUAAGGAAACCACCAACCUGACCUGCCUGGUGACGGUGUGCCGCCUCCACCCUCACGUGUCCCACCAUCCUUCCAAAGAGAUCAACACCAAGCCCACAGAGUUCAUCACCCGUUGUGCGAUCGACGGCAAGUUCACUUUUGUAGAUCAACAAGCCACAACGGUCAUUGGUUAUUUACCUCAAGAAGUUCUAGGCACGUCGUGUUACGAGUACUUCCACCAGGACAACCUGCAGCACCUCGCUGAGAAACAUAGGCAAGUUCUUCGAAGCAAAGAGAAGAUUGAGACGCAGUGCUACAAGUUCAAAACAAAAUAUGGCUCCUAUGUUUCACUCCAAAGCCAGUGGUUUAGUUUCACAAACCCAUGGACCAAAGAAGUUGAGUUUAUCGUGUCUUUAAACAGGGUUAUCUCGGGGCCUGGUCACACAAAAGACAAUGAGGAAGCAGGCGGCUCGAAAGCUCUCCAGGUAGACACGAAGCAAAUACCUUUAAUUCCCGGCCUCUCCAGUGGUGUGGGCACGAUGAUCUAUGCAGGCAGUAUAGGGACCCAAAUCGCAAACGAGCUCAUCGACACCUACAGGGUGAACUCGUCUCCGUCAAGUGGAGCUUCCAGUCCGUUUGGCGCAGCCCAGGACAAAUGUCCCCUGGUCUCCCCACAAGCCAGCAGGAGUGCAUCCAGCGGAGAAGAGGCAGCAGGCACUUCAUCACAGUCCCAGUCUGACUCAAGGACGGCGACGGGCGCCAGCAGUGCAACUUCUGAAAGUGCAGGUGAGUCGUCCCAGCUGGACUUGGACAACAUGGUGGUGCCGGGCCUGAGCAGCUUCAGCAGCGACGAGGCAGCUAUGGCGGUCAUCAUGAGCUUGCUGGAGACGGACGUAAACAUGGGUCAAUCGGGGGACUUUGAGGACUUGCACUGGCCUUUCUAGAUAGAGGCCUGGUUUUCAGCCCCUCUCACACACGCUCUUGUGCCGUCUCUUGCCUGCCGAAAACUUGGCCGACCGCUUAAUUCUGAUCUGGGUGAUGACUGACUUGGCCUUGCAACACUGGACUAAUAUCAAAGGCCGUACCAAGUCAUAGCUGAGGAUGAUCACGUGGAAGUUAUAGUUUGUAGGGAAUAUCUUGACUGCGGUUACCUUGUUGGUUUCUCUUAGUUUUGCUUGAAGGAUAGUGAGGUCACAAAAGUGUCUUCCUCAGUGACACUUGAGCAUCGGACUGAGGCUUUCCACGGAAGAACAAUGUAUUUGCUCUGUGACCGAGGUCUGGAGGGGAAUUAGACUCCUGUCAUGGGCAGUGCUGCUAGACAAAACUCCUUAAAACUUUGCAUAACCUUCUGUGAUAACUGACAUGUUUUUUAUAACAUGGCCUGAUUGUUCCUGAUUGUUUUGUACUGAUUUUUUAAAGACACAUUUUAAGUUUAAGGAAAUGGGAUGUGUUUUGUCAAAUAUAAUGUCCAGUCAGUAUUGAACAAGGCUAAAAAAUAACGUUCAGAAUUUAUCCCCUUAAUUGAGAAUUGCAGAUAUGCACCUUUGGAGGCGCCUCUGGCCUCACACCGACACCACUGGUCCAGUUACAUUCCUUUUUUGGAUAUUUCAGCAAGUGCAGUCACAGAAAGCAGUCUGGUUGGUGUAAUAAAGUAAUGACAUAAUAAAACAGCAAAGGCAGAACUUCUAUCUUUUCUAAUUUUAAUCAUCCAUGUUCAAAAAUGAUUCCGACGUGUCUGCUUUUGCACUGCAGCCAUGAGUUACCAGACCACAUACACAACAUAUGCAGUAAAAAAUAUAUGAUGUAAGUGCAAUAAGAGCUGAUUAUAAAUAAAUAAAUUGUUAGGAUAAAGUUUUAUUCGAACUUUAAAUUUUACAUUAUCAUCUGCCGGCACCAUACAAUCAUUUUCCAAUUUCACCUACCUGUGAGAUCUGACGCUGUCAAAAACUACCAAGUGAAUGUUUUUAAAGGAGAAAGCUCUACUCCAAGACAGUUUUUCAUAGAUUAAAUACUUGAAUAUUGAAUCUUGUUUACAGUUUUGGUCCCUGCAUCAAUGGUAGGCAUGUUACAAUAUGGCUGAAUUCGAUCUCACGCUGAUUAGUGCUAAAAGUAAAACAUUUGUUAAACCACUCAAAGCUACCAUUAUGAAAAAGGCUUCAAGCUUCCAAUUGACAGUUUUAUAAGUUAAAAAAAAAAAGAAAAAAAGAAACAUUUUUACACAGAAAAACUUUUUUUGUUAAGUUAAAAUCUAAGGGAAGUAGCCAUAAAGAAAGCAAAUGAGGUGGUCUUUACAUGGAGUGUUUUACAAGUCUGUUUCUAUGUUGAAUGUGCACUCAAGGACUGAGCCCUAGUACGCUUAAACUGUGUGUUCAUGUAUUGAGAUGAGAUACUGUAAUCCAGACAGUUCUGUGAAUCCGAUUUACUGUACCUGGAGAAAUAUGGAAGGCCGACCAUAGAUUGAAGAAUGUUCCCCAGUGUCUUCAGGAGGGACAGAUUUGACAUGGUUGUGUCAUGUCUUGGGAGUCAGUCAUCUUGCAGUUUUUCUCUCUGAAUGUCCACCUAUCACGACAACCUCUUCAAAAUGAAAAUUCAGAAAGAAAGGCAGAGGAAAAAGGAGCUUGGCACAAAGGAGAACACUAAUCUCCUGACAGUGACAUCAGAUGUGGACUGUAGACGGACUGUGUAUUCUUUAUUAACUACGUAAGCAUUUCGCAGUAACGUAGUAUGUGGAUUUAGUUAACCUAGUGACUGGCCUCAAUACAUCACACAGAAACUCUGGUUAUAUCACUGGUUUCCUCAAAUCUUGAAAGUAUAAUGUGAUUCUGUUGCCUUGAACACACGUUGUUUCUGAUGAUGUUCACAAUGCCCAUUUUGGCUUUAAAAGCAAAACUGACAUUAAUUGCUGUUGCCAUUUGUGCCAAAUGGACACUGAAUAUGCCCUGCUAUCAAAAGACAAAAUAUCUUAUGUUUGUUUGUAUGUGAUAAUUGUUGUCGAUGUAGUUGCUGUAACAAGGAAUGCAGGCUGAAGUCUUUGACAGUAAAACUUUCUUUCUUUUU